GUCCCGACUGCCUGUGUUCGAAGUCCUGGCUUUCCCGUGGUGUCAAGGCUUCGGGAGUUUCUUCCGGCAAUAACUUUUUACGAAUUUCAUGUUGCUGGCGAGGCAAGAAUAAAUUCUAUGGCAGCUCACGUGAAGAGUGCAAACUUCGCGCUACUCAGCGAGUUGGCGAAUUGCGUAAGGAUGACAGCGAAACGUGCCCGUUCCUCGAAGGUGCCCGUAUUGGAAGCUCUAACGGCACUCCAGGACAAAAUCAAGGAGACCGACGCCGGGAUGUCUCCUCGCUUCCAGGCCGACCAGUACGCCCUCAACAAUAGGCUUCAAAGGAAGGACAGCAAUUUCGUGCUGGACUUCUGCCAGCCAACAUUCCUGCAAGAGUGCCACGAGAAAAUGCAGUUUCUCGACGUCGGCUGCGGCACCGGGGAUUUCACUCGCGAAUGCUUGCUACCCCGCUGCCUGCCCUGUCGGAGGAUCGUGGGUACGGAUUGGUCUCUGGACAUGAUAAAGUACGCCAAGCGACACUCGGACCACGCGAAGAUCCAGUACCAGGAACUCGACAUCUCCGUAGACGUGACCAACUUCCUGGCUAUCAACGGCCCGUUCCACAGGAUCUACUCCUUCUAUUGCCUGCACUGGGUCAAGAACCAGGACGCCGCGCUGAAGAACAUUGCCAGGCUCUUGAAGCCCGAAGGAGAGUGCCUGCUACUCUUUCCGGCGUCCAACCCGGCAACCGCGGGUUAGAAAUUGCUCGCCAAGAUGGACCGCUGGGCAAAGUAUUCGGAGAAACUCCUGGCGUACAUCGCUCCCUGCGAAGACAUGGUGGAAAAACAAGAGCAGAUUGAUUACAUGCGGUCUCUGCUGGACGACGCGGGACUUACACCCAGUAUCUUCGUUAUACCGAGGAUGGCGACCUUCGAUGGAUGGACCGAGAAGGACAUAAUCGGACUUCAUAUGAGUAUCCU
This is a messenger RNA of Dermacentor albipictus, 959 nucleotides long. RefSeq names its product juvenile hormone acid O-methyltransferase-like. Lineage: Eukaryota; Metazoa; Arthropoda; Arachnida; Ixodida; Ixodidae. The record is from RefSeq and is a predicted model, not a curated record.